AUGCCUAUUUUGCCAGUUGCCUCUUCAGGAAUAGCCGCACUAUUGCUACCUAACGGUAGAACCGCGCAUUCACGCUUCAAUAUCCCUUUAAAGCUCAGUGAAGAUAAGCUCUGCAACAUCAAACAUGGAACAAUGGUGGCUGAUCUAAUCGAAAAAACAGAUCUUAUAAUUUGGGACGAAGCACCUAUGACGCAUAAGCAUGCUUUUGAGGAAGAAAAGGAGUUCUCCGAUUGGCUUCUGCAGGUCGGGGAAGGUCAUCCACACCUAGAAUCGGGGUAUGAGUGUGACAACCACCAUGAACAGAUGAUAUCAGUUGAUAAAUUGCUGAUUCGUGUGAGUGGUGAUGAUUCACUAAAAGAAGUUGUGGAUGCUGCAUAUGGAGACAUCAGCAAGAUGACUAAUCCGCAGACAUCCUACACUGAUAAGGCUAUACUCACACCCCGUAAUGAAACCGUCGAUGAAAUCAACGCCUAUACCAUCUCGCAAACCGACGGGGAUUACCCUCGCACAAGCUCACUCUGA
Brassica napus (rape) is the source of this 522-nucleotide messenger RNA. RefSeq lists its product as uncharacterized. Gene Ontology annotation, molecular function: DNA helicase activity. Gene Ontology annotation, biological process: DNA repair; telomere maintenance. The coding region runs from base 1 to 522 and encodes 173 amino acids. The record is from RefSeq and is a predicted model, not a curated record. The transcript has 3 exons. Lineage: Eukaryota; Viridiplantae; Streptophyta; Magnoliopsida; Brassicales; Brassicaceae.